UUUCAAUCAACAGCGGUACGAGGCGUUGCCUCGUAUGGUCCUCCGCAAGAAGCAUGGGGGAGGUGCGAAGCCUACCGCCAUGGGGAAGAAGGAGGCAGAACCGCCCAGUGACCCGAACCAGGAGGCUGGACUCUCCCUCGACGAAUACUUCAACACAAAGAAGGAGUACACGGUGCAGUCAAUGAAGGAAACGUCGGAGCUUCUCGAGAAGAAGGAGGCCAAGCUCAAGCACGAUAACGCGAUGGUCAUGACAAAAGAUGAUGACGACGAUGAUCUAAUGGCGGAAUCCAUCAGCACAAUUCCGAUUUGUCCGAUGCACGGAGGGUCCAACGACGCAGACACAGAAGAUGACCCAUACGAAGACGACUACGAGUCCGAUUCUGGGGCCACAGAAACAAAUACGACUGUCGCUGGGCUGUCAUUAAGCGACUACUUGACCGGUAAGCAUCUGGCACCAAAGGAAAAACCGGGCAAGAAGGCUGCCCCGACAAAAAAGCAUGGAGCGGUCGAGGAUAUCGAAGGCAUGUCUCUCGAGAGUUAUUUGGGCGCGGUGCCGACGAGUAUGGAUGAGUAUGACAAGAAAAAGAAGAAGGCCACACAGGCUAUAAAGGCAACCGCGGCCGGUGCAUCCAUCGGUGGCGGCAAGCUCGCCCUCGUGCGACAUCACGAUCUCAACACAACGAUCAAGAAGAAGGUGUCGGCACCGAACGUUAGGAAAUCCAACGACAUCUCAGCCAAGAAGGUCGUGAGCGACACGGACGUACUCCACUUCAAGCGCGACAAGUCGCACAUGGACAAGGCAGCGCACAAGUCCAAGAACUCAACCAAAGCCUUGUCUCAUCACACCAAGGGACACCACGCCGUCAUGUCGAGUUGGCGAAAAGAUGUCUGCACUCAAGUCAUGGACGACGACGACAACGGGGACACGACACUGUUUCAUCCGCUGCCUAUACUGGCGGGCAACAAAUCCGGGUCCCUCGAUCCGCUCAGCUCGAUCUCGGACGAGCUCGACAUUUCACGACUUCCGCCACUACCGCAUUAGAAUCUCGUAUGGGGUCAAAAACAAUAGAACGUUUGAUAGUGUA
Molecule: messenger RNA, 1085 nt
Organism: Aphanomyces invadans
Lineage: Eukaryota; Oomycota; Saprolegniomycetes; Saprolegniales; Verrucalvaceae
Exons: 1
Coding region: 35-1042 (335 amino acids)
Source: RefSeq, a predicted model, not a curated record